AUGUCAUCAUACCUGGAGAAGCAGUCGUCCGCCUUCCGCGGCACGCUGGCCUCAGCGGCGGCCAAGCUCUCAAACCCCUCGAGCACAAGCGCUGGCAAAGCAGCGUCGCUGGCACCGCCGUCGCCCUCACCGUCCGCCGCCUCAGACAGCACGACGCCCACCGCCAAACGGAAGCGAGACCUGGUGCCCGAGGUGCCGUUUUCGCAGCCCCAGCUGACGGGAUAUGGCGCCGAGGUCAAGACGCAGAUGGCGUUUGCGGUGGAAUAUCUCAAGAAGAAAGGCGAACCUAAGAGCAUCACCGAGAUUAUCGACCACCUCAGUCUACGCGGAUACUCUGAGGAGCAUAAACGAGAGUUGACUGAGGGACUGAGGGGCCACCCGCGCGUGGACUGGAAACCAGACGCCAGCCUGAGCGAGCAGACGUGGAAAACAGGCAUCUACUCGUACCGCCCUGUCAUCGUCAACGUCAAAGAUGGUACUUCUCUCUUGGCGUAUCUCCAGCGAAAGACGGACGCAUCAGGCGUGUCGGUCAAGGACCUCAAGGACGGCUGGCCCGACUGCGAGGACACACUGGCAUCCCUGGAGAAGCAGCACAAGAUCCUGGUUGUGCGCACGAAAAAGGAUAACUUCCCCCGCUACGUAUGGGCCGACGACUCGUCGCUGCAUCACUCCGUCCAGCCCGAAUUCCAAGUCAUGUGGCACCGCGUCCCGAUCCCCAGCGUCGAAGACAUGCACCGCAAGCUGGUCAAUGUCGGGCAGAAACCUACCAGCGAGGAUCCGCUCAAGAUUCAGCAGGCGGCGAAUAAGCCCAAGAUUCAGAAGAAGAGGGCGAGUAAGCGGACUGGGAAGGCGACGAAUGUCCACAUGGCGCAUUUGUUGCAGGACUUUAGCCACAUACGGCGAUGA
This is a messenger RNA of Pochonia chlamydosporia 170, 906 nucleotides long. Its product is annotated as transcription initiation factor IIE subunit beta. Gene Ontology annotation, biological process: transcription initiation at RNA polymerase II promoter. The transcript has a single exon. The record is from RefSeq and is a predicted model, not a curated record. NCBI's taxonomy places the organism in Eukaryota, Fungi, Ascomycota, Sordariomycetes, Hypocreales, Clavicipitaceae. Gene Ontology annotation, cellular component: transcription factor TFIIE complex. The coding region runs from base 1 to 906 and encodes 301 amino acids.